Messenger RNA from Lynx canadensis (Canada lynx), 2324 nucleotides. It is a transcript of the gene FAAH, whose product is annotated as fatty acid amide hydrolase. Gene Ontology annotation, biological process: fatty acid catabolic process. The transcript is spliced from 15 exons. NCBI's taxonomy places the organism in Eukaryota, Metazoa, Chordata, Mammalia, Carnivora, Felidae. The record is from RefSeq and is a predicted model, not a curated record. Gene Ontology annotation, molecular function: fatty acid amide hydrolase activity; amidase activity. Bases 310 to 2049 code for a protein of 579 amino acids.
UAAGCUUACCGAGGGCGCGCGCGGAACACGGUUGCCCCUCGCGCCCUUCCUGGCCGGGUGCGGGAGAACGCGAGGAGUGACCCUAAACCUGUCGCCGGGCUUCACCUUGACGGUUGCGCACCAUCCGCCUCCGGCCCGCUGCCAAGCAACAGCGCGCUGCCCCGUGGGCCAGCGGCCGCGCGUCCUCCAACCCCCUUUCCCGCAGAGGGGGCACGGGAUCCUAGGCCGAUCCAGGCCGGGUUUUGCGGCGGCAUGCGAAUGUGCUGAUCCCUCAUCUGCCGUUCUCCGCACAGUUGGCGGCGGGAGAUCAUGGUGCUGGACGAUCUGUGGACCGAGCUCCCUGGCGCCUCCGUGGCUGCCCUGGCCUGCUGCUUCGUUGCAGCGGCCGUGGCCCUGCGCUGGUCAAGUCGUCGGCUGGCGCGGGACGCGGGGGCCAGGGCACGACGCAAACAGCGGGCGGCUCUGGAGACCAUGGAUAAGUCGGCGCAGCGCUUCCGCCUCCAGAACCCCGACCUGGACUCAGAGGCACUGCUGGCCCUGCCCCUGACUCAGCUGGUGCAGAAGUUACACCGAGGGGAGCUGUCCCCGGAGGCUGCACUCUUCACCUACGUAGGAAAGGCCUGGGAAGUAAACAAACAGACCAACUGUGUGACCACCUACCUGGCAGACUGUGAGACUCAGCUGUCCCAGGCCCCAAAGCGGGGCCUGCUCUAUGGAGUCCCUGUGAGCCUCAAGGAGUGCUUCAGCUACAAGGGCCAGGACUCAACACUGGGCUUGAGCCUGAACGAGAGCAUGCCUGCAGAGUGUGACAGUGUGGUGGUGCAGGUGCUGAAGCUACAGGGCGCUGUGCCCUUCGUGCACACCAACAUCCCUCAGUCCAUGUUCAGCUAUGACUGCAGUAAUCCCCUCUUUGGCCAGACCUUGAACCCACUGAAGUCCUCUAAGAGCCCAGGUGGCUCCUCUGGGGGUGAAGGGGCCCUCAUUGCAGGUGGAGGCUCCCCCCUGGGCUUAGGUACUGACAUCGGAGGCAGUAUCCGCUUUCCCUCCUCCUUCUGUGGCAUCUGUGGCCUCAAGCCCACGGGAAACCGCAUCAGCAAAAGUGGCCUGAAGGGCUGUGUCUAUGGACAGGUAGCAGUGCCAAUGUCAGUCGGCCCCAUGGCUCGGGAUGUGGAAAGCCUGGCACUGUGCCUGCGAGCGCUACUGUGUGAGGACAUGUUCCGCUUGGAUGCUGCCGUGCCCCCCCUGCCCUUCAAGGAGGAGGUCUACACAAGCUCUCAGCCCCUGCGUGUGGGGUAUUAUGAGACCGACAACUAUACCACACCAACCCCGGCCAUGAAGCGGGCCCUGCUGGAGACGAAGCAGAGCCUGGAGGCUGCUGGCCACACGCUGAUCCCCUUCCUGCCAAGCAAUAUACCCCAUGCUCUGGAGAUCCUCUCAACAGGUGGGCUGUUCAGUGAUGGUGGCCACAGCUUCCUACAGAACUUCAAAGGUGAUUUCGUGGACCCCUGCUUGGGAGACCUGAUCUCAGUUCUGAAGAUACCCAGGUGUUUGAAAGGACUGCUGGCUUUCCUGCUAAAGCCUCUGUUCCCAAGGAUAGCAGCCUUUCUUGGCAGUAUGAAGUCCCGGUCGGCUGGAAAGCUCUGGGAACUGCAGUACGAGAUUGAGGUGUACCGCAACUCUGUGAUUGCCCAGUGGAGAGCACUGGACCUGGAUGUGUUGCUCACCCCCAUGCUGGGCCCUGCUCUGAACCUGAAUGCUCCCGGCAGGGCCACAGCGGCUGUCAGCUACACUCUGCUCUACAACUGCCUGGACUUCCCAGCGGGGGUGGUGCCUGUCACCACAGUGACCGCUGAGGACGAGGCUCAGAUGGAACAUUACAGGGGCUACUUUGGAGAUAUCUGGGACAAGGUGCUACAGAAGGCCGUGAAGAAGAGCAUGGGGCUGCCCGUGGCCGUGCAGUGUGUGGCUCUGCCCUGGCAAGAAGAGUUGUGUCUGCGGUUCAUGCGGGAGGUGGAGCGACUGAUGACCCCUGAAAAGCAGCCAUCCUGACUGCCACCCACUGGGCUCUGGGGACCUGAGAUCCACUCGAUCUGUGCCCAGCCUAGUCUGGGCACAGCUGCCACCCUGUGAGGAAAUGUUCAGCCUGGGCCAGAGGCUUCCAUGUACCCCUCCCCUGAUCUUCUACAAGAAGCACAGACGCCCUGAGUCUGGACCUUGCCCCCCCUUCUGAUCCCUCCCUCUGCCCUGACAUACCCACCACAUGGCAGGCAGUGGGUGUGACAUGGGCAAAAGCCCACUAACAGUCAAGAAAUGUUUCUAGUCUG